Molecule: messenger RNA, 1367 nt
Organism: Batrachochytrium dendrobatidis JAM81
Lineage: Eukaryota; Fungi; Chytridiomycota; Chytridiomycetes; Rhizophydiales
Exons: 1
Coding region: 1-1227 (408 amino acids)
Cellular component (GO): intracellular membrane-bounded organelle
Molecular function (GO): phosphatidylinositol binding
Source: RefSeq, a predicted model, not a curated record
AUGUUUUCGCAUCCACCUUCCACUACAUCAUCAAACCUAGCCCAUGGUAACCGUGUAGCUGAACCCAUUAACUCGCUUUGCAUUCCUUUGACUGAAGAGCGGGACUCGCCUUCCAAACACACCGUCUACAAGUUGGUCAUGAAAGGGCAGGUGCGAGAGUGGUCGGUCUGGCGUAGAUACUCCGAGUUUGAUGCUCUUAAUAGGCAGUUGUUGGCUUUAUUUCCUGACCCUCCAUCUUUGUCGGCCCAGCUGCCCAAUAAAUCCCUGUCGCUGUUUUCCAAUAGCUUGAUUGGCUUUGCUACUGAUCCUGCAAAAGUUGAAGCCAGGCGGAUUGCCUUGGAAGCUUACCUACAAGCUAUUCUCUAUGCCAAAGAUACCCGAUGGAGGCGUUCUGAUAUCUGGAUGGAUUUUCUCAACAUUCCUGGCAGUUUACGAGCGUCCGAUGCCAAAAAGUCAAAAGAGGAUGCUACUGGACAUGUGUUAGUGGACUCGGAUAAUUGGAUACAUAAUUUCCAUGACCUACAGUUGCUGGUUACCGACAUCCGCACAGAAAUCAAUGCACGUACACGAUCUGCGGAGACUUAUGAUGCAUCAACUGUACAGUCUAAAAACGUCCAGCUCCGCAAAUCCACUUCGCUUGCUACAGAUCGACUGAAUGCGUUAGAGAGUGCUCUUAAAAUAUCUUCAGAUACAGUCAAUUCUGGUAGUCGGCCUGUAGGCAUGACGGCUGCAUAUGCCACAAAAGGAGAAAUCCGCAGAAGGCAGGACCUGCUAGCGAAUCUAAAAGAGGAUAUUGCACAGGUUACUAGAGCGGCGUUAACUACGCCUACUAUGCAGCCGAGAUCAGCCAAAGAGUCCAGUGAUCGCCAAAAUUUGUUUGGUACAACAUCUGCAAAUCAUUCACCUUUUAGCCGGAUUGCUACUUCUGUGAAAACUAUGAGAAAAUUCGGAGUGGCAAACGUGCAGCCUCAAGAAACAGACGAGACUCGCUCACUCGACAAUUCUGGGAUACUUCAGCUGCAGCGUGAUACAAUGCAUCAGCAAGAUGCGGAGCUAGACUCGCUUGCUUUUGUUGUACAGCGUCAACGGGAGAUUGGACUGACGAUUGGAAAAGAGCUGGAUUCUCAAAAUCAAUUAUUAGAUGAAGUCAACACUUCGGUAAACAGAGUAGAAACGAAUUUAAAAACUUCAGAUAAAAAGUUGGGAAGGAUAUUAGGGAAAAAAUAGCAUCGAUAUGGCUUUUUAUAUCAAUAGUCUAAUUUGAGUUCAAUUUACAGCCGUAUUCACGUAAAAUGAAACACUUUUCUGUAUUUAUCUCGCAGCUAAAACCUCUAUUCUGCUCCAGAAUAAACAAUCGUUACAUGUUC